UCCGUCGACGUCGUUGUCUCGUGCUUCACAACCCUCGGCGCCGGUCACGGCUCGAAAUAUAUUCUACAUCACCCACAUCGCUCCCUUCGAGAAUCAAUCAUGAUGGCGUAUGGCCAUAACCUUCCCUGGCGAUCUGCAAUUCGCGUCUCCCAAGGCCGACUACGGGCGUCUUCCUCUCGAACGGUGGCGACGACGGCGGUCCAGAGCUACACAGGCCGUCUGAGCACCCGGGCUUCAUCGCGAACGACGGCAACCGCGUCUUCCAUUCCAUCCCGCUUCGACACGCGAUUACCCGAGCUACUACAACAACAACACCGAGGGUUCACGACAACUGCUCUGCGACUCAAGAGCCGUCCCCCCGGAGAGAAGGAUAUCAUCGAUGAGGAGGUUGACGAGGAGCUCAAGCGGAAGGAGAAGGAGCUGAAGGAGAAGAAGCAGGAGGCGGCUGCGAAAGAGGAGACCACGAAGGUUGAGGCAAGUGCGAAGCAGGGCGAUGGAGAGGGGGGUGCCCAGUCGCCGGGCGAAGUCCUCAAGGGAGGAGCUGCGGGAGGAGCAGCAGGAGGUGCGGGUGGCAAGAAUGGGGACGCCAGCAGUGGCACCGCUGCUGCGGCUGCCUACAAGAAAUCGUUGACUCCCGACCGUGCCCUGCAGAAACCGAUGGUGCCGGACAUCUACCCACAAGUGAUGGCAUUGCCGAUCGCCAAGCGACCGCUGUUCCCAGGAUUCUACAAGGCCGUUACCAUUAAGGACCCCAAUGUCGCCGCGGCAAUUCAGGAGAUGAUGAAGCGGGGCCAACCGUACAUUGGAGCAUUCCUUUUCAAGGACGAAGACGUGGACGGGGACACGAUCGAGAGUUUGGACGAAGUGCACGACGUCGGAGUGUUCGCUCAGAUCACGAGUGCAUUUCCCGUAAACGGAGAGGAUGGAGGUCUAACUGCUGUGCUCUACCCCCAUCGGCGUAUCAAGAUCACUGGUCUACACGCACGGGGUGCCGAAGCGGUAGAGAAACAAGACGGUGUCGCGCCUCCCGCUCCGGAGAUUGACGAAGUGACCGAGGAGUACGAGGAGCGGAGUGAUAAGGGGGAUGUUGUGGCCAGCUUUGAGGAGCCGAUGGAGACGGACAGACGGACGGCAGCCGGAGAAUACGCUACGUCAUUCUUGAAGAAGUAUAACGUCAGCGUCGUCGAUGUCGAGAACCUUGUCGAGGAGCCUCACGACAAGAAGGAGCCGAUAAUCCGCGCGGUAACCUCGGAGAUCGUUAAUGUCUUCAAAGAAGUUGCCAACCUGAACCCUUUAUUCAGGGAUCAAAUCUCCACUUUCUCGAUGUCGCAGUCCACCGGAAACGUCAUCGAUGAGCCCGCCAAAUUGGCCGACUUUGCCGCCGCUGUUUCGUCCGGUGAAGUGAAGGAGCUGCAGGAGGUUCUGGAGGCUUUGUCGGUGGAGGAGAGACUUCAGAAGGCGCUCGUCGUGCUUAAGAAGGAGUUGAUGAAUGCUCAACUACAGAGCAAGAUCAGUAAAGACGUCGAGGCUAAAAUCCAAAAGCGACAGCGGGAAUACUGGCUCAUGGAACAAAUGAAGGGCAUCAAGAGGGAGCUCGGAAUCGAGAGCGACGGUAAAGAUAAGCUCGUGGAGAGGUUCAAGGAGAAGGCGGAGAAGCUGUCGAUGCCAGAAGCUGUCAAGAAGGUGUUUGAUGAAGAACUUAACAAACUCGGUCACUUGGAACCCGCAGCUUCUGAAUUUAAUGUCACUCGGAACUAUCUCGAUUGGCUCACACAGAUUCCUUGGGGACAACGAUCCACAGAGAAUUACUCGAUCGGUCACGCGAUGAAAGUGCUCGAGGAGGAUCAUUAUGGCCUCAAGGACGUCAAGGAUCGUAUUUUGGAAUUCAUUGCUGUCGGAAAACUACGGGGAACUGUGGAAGGCAAAAUCAUCUGCUUCGUCGGUCCUCCGGGUGUCGGCAAGACCUCUAUCGGCAAAUCGAUUGCCAGGGCGCUCAAUCGGCAGUUCUACCGGUUUAGCGUUGGUGGUCUGACUGACGUUGCGGAGAUCAAGGGACACCGUCGUACAUAUGUCGGCGCGCUUCCGGGUCGAAUCAUCCAAGCUCUGAAGAAAUGCCAGACGGAGAACCCGCUAGUGUUGAUAGAUGAGAUUGACAAGAUUGGACGCGGUCAUCAGGGUGACCCGGCGUCGGCACUGCUCGAGCUUUUGGACCCGGAACAAAACUCAUCCUUCUUGGACCAUUACCUUGAUGUGCCCGUCGACCUCUCGAAGGUGCUGUUCGUCUGCACAGCCAAUAUGACGGACACAAUCCCGCGGCCGCUAUUGGAUCGUAUGGAGAUGAUUGAGCUGUCUGGGUAUGUGGCCGACGAGAAGAUGGCGAUCGCCGAAACAUAUCUUGCUCCACAAGCGAAGGAGAUGAGCGGUCUGAAGGACGUCAAUGUUCAAUUGAAGCCCGACGCUAUUGAGGAGCUGAUCAAAUCGUACUGUCGCGAGAGCGGAGUUCGUAAUCUCAAGAAACAGAUCGAAAAGGUGUUCCGCAAGUCGGCUCUCAAGAUCGUGCAAGAUCUAGGCGAGCAGGGAUUGCCCGAGGAGAAAGCCAUCACCGAGGAAGGCAAGAUCGCCCUCGAGAACGCGGAAAAGGAGAAGGCGAGAAUCGAGGGCUCGGAGGACGCGAAGAAGAUGGAGCCGAACAUGGAGUCGCAAACUACCGAAAAGCCCAGGGUGUCUCUGCGUGUUCCCUCAACAGUCCACGUCGACAUCACCAGGGAAAAUCUUAAGGACUAUGUUGGGCCUCCGGUGUUCACAUCGGAUCGGUUGUACGAUGUGCCACCGUCUGGAGUAGUCAUGGGAUUAGCCUGGACACGUAUGGGGGGAGCAGCACUAUAUGUUGAGUCCAUCCUGGAUACUGUUUUGGCAUCGUCGGGUCGACCGGGGCUAGAGAGGACGGGUAGCUUGAAGGACGUCAUGAAGGAGUCAGCAGUCGUGGCCUAUUCAUUCGUCAAAGGACUCAUGGCUAGGGAGUUCCCCAAGAACCGCUUCUUUGAGCAUGCACGUGUUCACCUGCAUUGCCCCGAAGGUGCAGUGCCUAAGGAUGGACCGUCCGCCGGUGUUACUAUGGCUACCUCGCUGCUUUCGCUAGCCUUGGACCACAAGGUCGACGCCACAAUCGCCAUGACUGGCGAACUGACCGUCACUGGAAAGGUCCUUCGGAUAGGUGGACUCCGCGAGAAGGCGGUCGCUGCCCGUAGGUCUGGAGCGAAGACAAUUAUCUUCCCGGCCGACAACAUGUCUGAUUGGCUGGAACUGCCUGAGAACAUCAAAGAAGGCUUGGAUGGAAGACCGGCUAGCUGGUACUCGGAGGUUUUCGACUUGGCGUUCCAUAACCUCGACAAGGAAAAAGCGGCAACGCUGUGGAAGAAGCAGCUCCAGGAGUCGAAGGAGUCUAAGAAGUCAAAGAGCAAGGAUGACGAUUGAUCGAGCCGAGCGAGCGAACAUCCCACUUGCGGAGCUUGGAUGCAUGGCGUUUUCCUUUUCCUUUUCCCUCUAGUCUUUUCAUUUUUCUUCUUGAUCAUCUUAG
Molecule: messenger RNA, 3577 nt
Organism: Tricharina praecox
Lineage: Eukaryota; Fungi; Ascomycota; Pezizomycetes; Pezizales; Pyronemataceae
Product: Lon protease C-terminal proteolytic domain-containing protein
Exons: 5
Coding region: 100-3474 (1124 amino acids)
Biological process (GO): protein catabolic process; mitochondrion organization; chaperone-mediated protein complex assembly
Cellular component (GO): mitochondrial matrix
Molecular function (GO): single-stranded DNA binding; ATP binding; ATP-dependent peptidase activity
Source: RefSeq, a predicted model, not a curated record